Messenger RNA from Aricia agestis (brown argus), 986 nucleotides. RefSeq names its product enhancer of split mbeta protein-like (gene E(spl)mbeta). NCBI's taxonomy places the organism in Eukaryota, Metazoa, Arthropoda, Insecta, Lepidoptera, Lycaenidae. Gene Ontology annotation, cellular component: nucleus. Gene Ontology annotation, biological process: anterior/posterior pattern specification; regulation of neurogenesis; regulation of transcription by RNA polymerase II. The transcript has a single exon. The coding region runs from base 64 to 657 and encodes 197 amino acids. The record is from RefSeq and is a predicted model, not a curated record. Gene Ontology annotation, molecular function: protein dimerization activity; DNA-binding transcription factor activity, RNA polymerase II-specific; RNA polymerase II cis-regulatory region sequence-specific DNA binding.
CCCGCUCGCCCCAGACACCGCAUUCCGCGUUCGACGCUCGACGUGAACACACUCGCAACAAACAUGUCCUCCCUCUCCUAUGAUAUCGCGUACACACACUCGGACGACGGGCCGCAGCCCGUCUCCCGAACGUAUCAGUACAGAAAAGUGAUGAAGCCGAUGCUCGAGCGCAAGAGGCGCGCUCGCAUCAACCGCUGCCUCGACGAGUUGAAGGAGCUGAUGGUCAGCGCCCUGCAGUCGGAGGGCGAGAACGUCGCCAAGCUGGAGAAGGCCGAUAUUCUGGAGCUUACGGUGCGCCACUUGCACAAGCUGAGGCGCCAGCGCCGCCUGUCGCUGAACCCCACCGUGGACGCCGACCGCUUCCGCGCCGGAUUCACCCACGCCGCCAACGAGGUGUCGCGCUGUCUGGCCUCCAUCCCCGGAGUGGACGUGAGGCUGGGCACGCAGCUGAUGACCCACCUCGGGCACAGGCUGAACGACAUCCAGCGCGCCGCCGACACGCCGCCGGCCAGCCCGCCCAGCCCGGCGCCUUCCUCCGCCUCCUCGUCCUCCGGCUACGUGACGCCGUCGCCGCCGGCGUCGCCCGCGCCGCUGACGGCCGUGCCCCUGGACUGCACCACCUCGUACUCGAAGGCGCCGGUGUGGCGACCGUGGUAGACGGCCGCGGCUGCCCGCGGACCCGGCUCCCGGUCACAUCUGUUCCAGCACCGCUCGGAGCCGCUCGCCCUCUAGUGUCCGCCCAGUGCAGUGCCCGUGCUCGCCUCAGAUCUCACACUUAGUGUAGGCUGUAGUAGUAAGUCCAAAUUUGAAGCUUUAAAUUAGUCGAUAAGAAUAUUGUGAUAUUAAAUAUUAUUGUAUAGAGAUGUAUCGAGUUUUGCCAUGUUCGAGUAAACUCGGAUUGUUAUUUUUAUUGUCGUUAAAAGAUUUCACCUCGUUGUGAACGAUUACAAAAGAGUAAUUUAAUAAAAACAAAUAUUUUUACCUUA